Molecule: messenger RNA, 4837 nt
Organism: Salvelinus fontinalis (brook trout)
Lineage: Eukaryota; Metazoa; Chordata; Actinopteri; Salmoniformes; Salmonidae
Exons: 5
Coding region: 3596-4837 (413 amino acids)
Source: RefSeq, a predicted model, not a curated record
GAUGGAGAUUUGGAAUUGUGGUUUUACUUAAUUCUCCGUACUUGCCAAUGAUUAUAACGGCGAAUCGGAUACAACCAUUAAUUCAUACAAUGUUGUGCCCCUGGCCUGAGUGGAUGGAAAGUCAAAACGUAGCUAGAUGUAGAUGGCUAAUGUUGACUAGCUAACGUUGCCCAUGAACGGAAAUUAGGCUAGUGAGCAAGCAUUUUAGCCAGGUGGCCUAGGACAAAAUAAAUGCGUGUAUCACUAUGACAGAGUGAUAGACCAUUUUGUCAACAUUAAAGAGAGGAGGAUAGAGAGAUUAAAGUAGAUGUCACACGUCAAGAUUUGAUGGAUGACCCUAUGUGAGCCUAUGUGACCGCUAUGUGAACCUAAGGGGCUGCCUGUCAGGACAUCCUGGCAGGGGUGGGGGCUGGUUGGGUAAGGGUCCAGUUGUCAGGUCAACCGGUAAUGAUUUAUGACCCAAGCCUGAUUUAUGACCCUAUGUAAUGAUUUAUGACCCCCCUGAUGGUUAGGUGGGGGUCUUUGGGUAAGGGUCCAGUUGUCAGGUCAACCGGUAAUGAUUUAUGACCCAAGCCUGAUUUAUGACCCUAUGUAAUGAUUUAUGACCCUAUGUCCUGUUGUAGCAGGCAUGCCCAUAUUUGGGCUUCCGGUCAGGACAUCCUGGCCGGGGUGGGGGUCUUUGGGGUAAGUGUCAAGCUGUCAAUGUCGUAAAUCAAAAAAAGAUCAUGAUUUAUGACCCUAUGUAGUGAUUGAUGUCCCAAUGGUUUGUAGAAGGGGGGCAUGCCCAUAUUUGGGCUUCCGGUCAGGACAUCCUGAUGGUUAGGGGGGGCUUUUUGGGGUAAGUAAGUGACCAGGUGUCAUGUCAAACUGUUCCUGGAUGUCUAGUGUUGGGGGUUGUUAAUGAACAUUUCAAAGAGGCUGGCUUUGCAGAAGCCUUAUAAAGCCCCAAAACAAUGCAUGUUUAAGAUUGUACAAGAUAAACCCCCUGAAUAUUAAACAAAAAUGACACAACUGGCAAUUUAUGGUAUGUUAUGCUCGGCUUGUCAUGAACCCAGUGAACAAAGCAUUGAGGAAGUUCUGUGUGAAGCUCCAGAAUGUUUUAAAGGAUUUUUGGGUACGAGCGAGGGCCAUAUGUCUUACAUAUUCCAGCCGGAGGAUUCUACGGUAAAGAUCUUCAACGCCAGUGGCCCCAAACCCGUUUAUCAGGCAAAACCUGGGAGUUUUUCUCCUGCUCUGGGCAUGAGAGAAUGGCUAAACAUCAGGCUGGCUCUUUGUAAAAUUGAACAGGUCCUGAGUGGCACAGCUGUGCCAGGCUAUGCGUUGGAAGAACAGGUCUUCGGACGCAGUGAUCUCAAGGCUCUAAGAAUUGCUUCAAUGGACUAUAACCCUGACAACAAAGUGACAAUUUUAGCCUGUCAAGUUUAUGAUGCGGGUAAUGCUACAAAGUCUGUCAAUUCUCCAGUAGCAUCCAGAGCAUGCAAAGAUGUCAACUUUUUUAUUCCUGUGUUUAGUUUUAAAUGGGUGGAUUAUCCAAUUUUCAUAACACUUAUGAAUAAGCUGGACAUUCUCUUCAAAAAUCGCGAACAGUUAAGGCGCUGGCCUCGGCUUUUCUUGAGACAUAGCCAGGACCAAAAGGCCCGACGUAGGAUGUACCCCUGGAGUGAAAACUUACCAAGUGUUGAUGAGCCUGGCAAGAGAUCCCGGCAUUUUGAUGACCAACUGGACACUGACAAUGGGGGGUGGUUGCAUCAGAUCCCUGGAUCUGUAAGAAAGGCUUCGUAAAAUACCUUAAGAAUGUAACGCUAUAAAAUGUAUGUACUAAAUAUUUUGAAUGAAAUAAAUGGUUUUAAAAGCAGAAUCUCACCACGUUAUGAACUCUCGCGUUUGUUCACUCUUAGCGCAGUCUGUCCCUGAGAAGAAAAAAAAACUUGCGCAAUGUGCGCGCGUAUGGGCGUGCGUGUGAUGUAGUGGCUGUGUGUGUGUGUGUGUGUGUGUGUUUCAAAAACAGAAAAAGGGGGCGAGGUGUUUGUUAAAAAAAUACCCUUGCAUCUGCGCUCAAGGCUCUCUAUGCAUGGGGGUCGUUUGAAACCGAGGUUUACACUAUCUGGCAAAACAGAUACCUAAAAGUCAUUCAGCCCAGCGCUGUCGAGACAUCCCCACCCCCAGCAUCUAGAUGCUAGCCCCCGGAGAUUUUAGAAUAUCAAAAGAUACCUAAUGUUUAGACACCACCCAAUACCCUAUGUUUGAACCAAAUGGCUGGUGUUUGAACCACAUGCCUUAGGUUUCAAAGAUAACUUUUAGGCUGUUUUAGCGCGAAAAAAUACGACACCACGCGAGUCAUACGGCUACAAAAGCUAAGCAAAACAGGUCCCCCCUGUUAGCUUCGUUUUCGCGCAUUUACCCUACAGCAUUCCCCCAGGAAUAGUUAUCGGACGGACCCCGUUAAAAAAGAUCAUCUGGUAAAAACCCUCCUCAUGGAUAUUUCUCAAGGUUAGUUCUUGAAAUAAAUAUUUACAUAUGCUAUAUAUUAGAUUUGUUUGUUCUUGGGAAUUGUUUGAAAACGUUGUAUGUUAUAGAAAUAUUAAACAGGCCUUAGGGCCCGGAUUCUUAACGUAUAAAAUGUCAAUAUUAGCUAAAAUGAUUAGAGCUUUAAUAUUAUCUAAUGUUUUUUUUUAGAUUCUCAAACCUUCACUCAGAUUCUCCGAGAUAUAACUGAACUCGAACCGGCCGUAGGGUCUCCGGAACAAAUUGCUUACAUCCCAACGCCGACCCUGAAUUGUACGGAAAUACAUCCUAGAACGGGUGCCAUAGGGAGUCUACACGGUUUCUGUGAAGGAUAUGCCUACGAGACAAUUGUGCCCUACUCCCAGGAUGUAUUUACACACAAGCCGCAAACAGAGACUUUAAACGGCCUGUCAACUCCCCUGACCCAGGACCGUUGAACGCCCCCUAUUAAACACCAACGGACAAUCAGGGCCCAGAUCCACAGGUCCGCUUCACCCGAACAAUACUACUGGGAGGGUAUUCACGAGACAGCGUUACAAGGACAAGGCUCACAAGCUACAGACCAGGCAGAUGCUAUAAUUAGGGUUGCCCAAAGAAAUGUUCCCGAGUUCUCAGAGCUUCUUCAGAACAGCCCUCUUCAAAAAAGCCGAGACUCCUCGCCGGCUUAUAAAGACCUCCAAGAAGCUACACAUCUAGAUCCCGAGGAGGCGCCAAAGACCCCAGUCACCAGAACAGCGAAGCCUGAUGAUUUCAAAGUUUUAAAUGACAUUUCUGAGGUAGACGAUUUGAUGUUCUGUGAAGUGGCCAACCUUAUUGAAGCGGCCAAUUCUGGUGGGGCAAUAGCCUCUUGUGAAAUAGACCAAGCCGUGCUUUUCAAGGCUUUUACACAGGGUUUAAAAUCACGAAAGGCUUUACUUCAACGUCGUAUGGGUAUUCUAUUCGAACAUCAAUACAAUCAGGAUGUGUCAUUCUGGCGUAGAGAGCUUCCCCGCAUGUUAAACAACAGUAGGGUUAAAACAAGCAAAUACCUCCGUUAAAAAACACAUAUGUAAAAAAAAAAACACAAGCACACACAUCCUUAAGUAGAGAAAUGGCGCCCCCUAUAGACCUAAGCGAGACAAUUGAAACCCUCUUAGCGGAAAUCCCUACAGAGCUCCAAGAUAUAAUUAACCAUAUGAAUGAUUCUGGGCUAAUUGACAUAGGGGCUAUAGAUGAAAACCUAUUAUCCCAGAUUCCCUCCGAACUCAUUGAAAUUAUUACACGUAUGAAUGAGUCAGGGUCUGCAGAUGAAAACAGGUUAUCACAGAUACCCGAAUCAAUCAUAUCUUUAAUUACCCAGAUGAACGAGAGCCCAAGGUUUAAUUCUGCACCCCCUACACCUCUAAGCCAUCCUUUAACACCCUUGUUCGAAGAGGAAACCCAAUACGAUGUUUUUGAACAGCUGAACAAAUGUCUAUCAAAUCUGGAGCGGGAAGGUCUUGAUCACAAUGUACAGAACGAAAGCCCUAGGUUUAAUUCUGCACCACCUACACCUCUAAGCCAGCCUUUAACACCCAUGUCUGAAGAGUCUGAAACCCAAUACGAUGUUUUUGAACAGUUGGACAAUUGUCUAGCAAAUCAGGAUGGGGAUGGUCUUGAUCGCAGUGAACAUGUUUUGUAUCAAAAUAAAUUCCACAAUAUUGAGGUUCGACAGUUUUUCAAUUUCGCAUGGGGGGGUCAGAUUCGGGAAUAUGCUGUGUUUUACGUAAUGCUUAUGGACACUUUGAAUGAACUGGUAGAUAGAGUUAGAGCUUAUAGCCAACCAAGGGAUACCUUACAGUUGGAAAUUUUUGGAGACAGUCUGCAGAGCCGUGUGUCGCUUAUUUUAAAUAGGGGUGAAGCAGAUCUUGAACAAUUUGUUAACCUGCUAGAACGCCUUGUUCAGUCAAAUUUAAACGUGCUAGCAGAUAGGACCCUCGAACUUGUAGUACAAUUAGUCCGGCCACCACAAGGGGGCGGCGGGCAGAGACGUAAACUCGAUAGCCUGAUGCAGUCCGAAAUCAUAAGCAAUAAAAAGGCCUACCUCAUAAUCGUUCACAAUCAUGGUAAUAAGCUAUGCUUUGCCAUAGGUUUGGCCCACUUACUCAGCCCUGGAUGUACAGAGCGCGAAGCGUUACAGAAAGCUCAAGAGCUACAAAAGGCUGUGGGUUUAGGUAUACAGGAGGCUGUGGCUUUCUCAGACAUAGGCAAAUUUGAAAACUUUCUGAAUAUCAAGAUUGUGGUUUUUCUGCCCUGUGUCGGCCUGAGAGGAGGCGGUGGCCAUGACACCUCCAGCUCUGCCCCCUUCUUCUAG